Molecule: messenger RNA, 4554 nt
Organism: Notothenia coriiceps (black rockcod)
Lineage: Eukaryota; Metazoa; Chordata; Actinopteri; Perciformes; Nototheniidae
Product: nesprin-1-like
Exons: 8
Coding region: 1-4554 (1517 amino acids)
Source: RefSeq, a predicted model, not a curated record
AUGCCAGAAAACAAAGACCAGACUUCAGCUGAUGUUCAGCCAGAUAAAGCUGCAGUCAAGAUGACCAAGUUAGAAGUAUGCACAGAACCUAAAGAUGUCAAGAAAAGUGGGGACCAAGAAAAGCAUCCUAAAGUUUGUACACCAGAUGUCAAGCCAGAGAAGGCUGCCGUUAACACAAGAGUAGAAGUUCCGCAAAUCCCCACUGGAAGGCAAGUGAAUGUUGCUCAGAGUUACUCCACUCAACUCACCUCUGUUGCUUCGACAGCAUUGAAGCCUAGUCAAGCAGGGACAACAUCUGCAGAUACAUCUAAGCAAGACACUGUUAAACCAAGCGAAACAGAGAUUAAACUAGAGGUCUUGAAAACCAAACAGGAAAAACCCAAAGAGGUAAAGGAUAGCAACUUGCAAGAAGCGCAUGCUAAAGUUUCGACAAAAGAUGUGAAUGAUUCACCAAAGACCCUUGAUGAAGAGCCUAUUAAGAUGGAGAAAAUCCUCAAAGGGGCUGAAGAGUGCAUUUUAAAACCAGGUAAAGAGGCAACCAAGAAGGAGCAUGACAUCACUUAUGUAACAAAAGCAAAGGCCCCAGGGAUUGAUAUUGAUCAAACAAGUAUCCAGAGCCAAGAAGUUGCAGAAAACAAAAACCUGUCUUCAGCUGAUGCUCAGCCAGAAAAGACUGCAGUCCAGAUGACCAGAGUAGAAGUGGGCAAAGGAUUGGUCAAGGAACAUGGUGUCCAAAAAGAACAACAAACGAGUACACAGGCCACUAAACAGGAGCACAAAAUCAUGCCUGUUACGAUAGAAAAGUCAUCAAGGAUUGUUCAAGACCAAACAACUCGUCAUCUGGGCACAGAAUUUCCAGAAAACAAAGACCUUUCUUCAGAUGUUGUUCAGCCAGAAAAGACUGCAGUCAAGAUGACCAGGUUAGAAGUAUGCACAGGACCUGGGGUCCAAGAAGAGCAUCCUAUAGUUUGUACACCAGAUGUCAAGCCAGAGAAGGCUGCCAUUAAGACAAAAGAACAAGUUCCACAAAUCCCCACUGAAAGUCAAAAGAAUGUUGCCCAGAGGGACUCCACUCAACUCACAUCAGUUGCUUCUACGUCAGUGAAGCCAAUACAGGAGUGCAGAGACACUGCCCAGGCACAAGUGUCCUUGCUCUCUCAGUUGAGAGAAUCUGAAGCUGAGAAUAAAGAAGCUCUGGAGUGUGUGGAGGACCAGUGGAGUACCGCAGUUCAGGAUGCAGCUGCCGUCAUCCAGAGUAAAGAGGCCCAACUGCAGCUGGUCAGAGAUUACUGCGCACAGUGUGAAGCUGCCAAGACCACCCUGGAGAGACUGACAGCAGAACUGGAAGCUGUCAGGAUGUCCCCAGAGGAGAGCAUCCCAAAGGAAACGGAGCGACUACUCUCCUUACAGAGAAGCAUGGAGGAGAACAGAACAGUACUUGGGGAGUUGCUUUUGACCCAUACCAAGUUGUGCCCCCACCUCAGCUGGUCUGAGCGAGCAACCGCACAGACCGUGCAGAAGAGCCUGCAAGAGAAGUGGAGGGGCCUGGAAAGAGCUGUGGAGAGAAACCUGUAUCACACAAAGGUCCGUUUUCAAAACACCAGCAGCCUUCUGUCUGCGAUAUCAGGUCUUAAGAAACAUUUGGAGACAGUCGACAAAGACCUUGAAGCCAAGUCUCCUACGGUUACUCAGUGGAACUGCAAGAAGGCGAAGCAGCUGAUGGUGGCAAAUGCAGAGGUUAAAGCUGCUCAGCAGACACACCUUCAUCUGCAGCAGCUGUCAGAUGUGCUACUCCCCAGCACACAGAGUGAGAAGGAAACAACAGAAAUAAAGCAGGGGCUUCAGAGAGUCAAAGACCAAAUUCGCCAAACAGAGGAACUAAUUUCAUCUCAAACUCAGAACAGCAGCAACCCCAUCAUGGAGAAAAUACUCAUGGUGAUGAGGGAUGGCCUUUCCUGGGCGAAGCAGACAGAGAGUGACAUUGAAGGCAGGAGGAAGAGGGUGGCUCUCCUCCCUGAGAAUGUACACCGUCAGCUCAGAGAUCACAAGAAGAUGCAGUCCGAGGUCAUAACCAAACAGGGCCAACUGGAGCUGCUGGUGGAGGAGGUGGAGGAGCUCCUUCCACAGCUGGACCAGGCUGAGGAGGUGCCGAUGGUGCGCUCAUCUCUGGACUCCCUUCACAAACUAUCAGGGUCGACUACUGAGAAGCUAGCCAAGGCUGUGAGAGAGAUAGAGUCGGGACUGCAGACCAGAGAGAAGCUUUCGGAGCAGAUUGCUGAUCUAGAGUCCUGGGUUUUGGCUCAUCUCCAUAAAGAAGCCUCCAGGAGUCCGGACAGCGAGCUCAAGGGCCCGGCUGACACUGAGCGCAGAGUCCGUCAGAUCCAAGAGACUCUGGCUGAGGCUGAGAAGCAAGCCGCUGUCUGCGAAGCUCUUUUAAUGAAGAGUAAAGACAUUGCCCCUGAACUCAGCAUCAGCGAGAACUGUCAUCUUUAUGACAAGCUUACCAACCUCCAGGAGGACAUCAGAGCCAUCAGCAGCUAUGAGAAAGCCACCAAAAAGGAGCUUGACAAUCUCACCCAGAAUUUAGAUUCCAGCAAGAAACACGUUGUCAAAAUUGAAACAAGCCUGAGGCAGAUGUUAGUAGAUCUGAGUAGACACAGGUUCCCCAUCACAAGCGAGUCCCUUCAAGCCUUUGAGCGUUUCAAACACAUGAUUUUGGAGCACAAGUCCCAGGCUGACAUUCUGCAACCCUUGAUUCCCCAGGAAAAGUCAAAGGAACUGUACUCGGUCAUUUCUGAACUUCUCCGCAAAAUGGUCACCCUGGAAAUGAAAGCCAAAGGUCACGAAGCGUACCUGAACCAGAGGCAGUGUGUAGAGGACCUCAGGGAGAGCGUUCAGGAGCAAGUCAGUCACACCAAAGACGACAGCACGGCGCUGGAGGACAAGUACAAAGUCUGGCAGGCCCUCCUCAUCCAGCUUCCUCUAAUCAGGUACAUGUCUGAGGAGGCUGGAUCCAAACUCGAGAUGAUCUCCGCUGACAUCUACCCCUCACAGCUGAGCACAGAGCGGCAUAGACUGAAAAAAAACGAGGAGAGCCUUGACACCUUGGAAUUGACGCUCUACAACAACCUCAGCAUCAUGGAGUUGAACCUGCUGAAGGAGCUGGACCUGGACUCAGAGAAGGUGGCCAUUCAGGCCUUCCUCUUGAAGACCCAGCAGGAGCUCCAGACAAUCCCCUCAUCGGAGCCAAAUGAAACACUAAUUAACAACGAAUACCAAAGAGUCAUGUCUUUCAAAAAUACUGUACAGUCAAGAAUGAGAGCACUGGAGCUUUUCGAGCAGAAGAAACGAAACAGACAAGGGAGCGGAUUCCAAGAUGUGAUGGACUUGAAGAAAUCGGUCUUCAGCGAAUGCGACCACCAAAUGGCGAAUAUCACCCAGGCCAAAAAGUCCCUGAGCCGCUACACCUGUGCUGUAACACAGGCGGCUCAGUUCCUGCGGGACAUCGAGGUGUCUCUGCUGCCCCCACAGGGCUCUGCUGGUCUCUGCUCCGACAGACUGCCGGAGACCCAGCAGGCUCUGGCCUCGCUGCAGCAGCAGUUCCAGACCCAUGUGGAGCAGCUCCAGAAACAAGACGCCCUGCAUCCUUACCUGUGCCCCCAGAAGGUGGAGCAGCUCCAGGAGAACAUCCUGAGUCAGCUCCUGGUGAGGAUGUCCACUCUCCAGGCAAAGGGACACAUCCGACUGGAGUACCUCAGCAGUUGUGCAGAACAUUACAGAAAAUACACCAAGAGCCAAGAUGAAAUCCUCCAGAGUGUGAAGAGCGCAGAGAGCAGCCUCUCACAGUUCAUCUGUCAUAAAGUCACCUGUCUCGCUGACUGCACUGACCAGCAGACCAAGCUUGGAGUUCUGUCUGAGGAGGUGGAGUCUCUGCAGAGGCGUCUGGGGGAGCUGAACGAGUGGUGCCCAGAGCGGAGCUGUCGGGGGGGCAGGGAGUCCGCUGUGGCUUCUGUGUGGAAACGCGUAUCGAGACUACGCCGCUGCAUAAACGAGCUGACGACACGCAGCAAACAGAGGAUCGCAGAAUGGAGCGAAAUCACCAACAGUGUGGAGAAGACCUCCUCUCUGCUGGAGGAGGUGGAGGGGGAACAUCCUGAUGUGUCCCGGAUGAAGGCCUCCACCGAGGACCUUCAGGACCUACUGCAGUCCUGGGAGCAGUACCAGGACAGCCUGGACUGUGAACAUCGAGCACUGUCCGCUCUGGAGCUGCGCACCGCCAGGCUGCUGCGUGUCCCAGCCGACCUGGAGCAGGCCCCACCCACUCCGCUCUGUCAGCAGCUGCAGGCCAUGCAGGGUCGAUACAGCAGUGUGAAGCAGAAGAGCAAGGAGGGUCUGAAGGCAGCCAGGACGGAGCUGGAGGAGAGAGAGAAGCUUCGGGAGGAGAUGCAGGGCGUCCAGGUUUGGCUGGAGGCUGCAGACGGUCUUCUGUCAGAGAUGCAGCAGAGCAGGAGCACCGAGGAGCUUCAGGUGGGACACUCCUCUGAGAUGCUUUAA